AAACCAGAUCCAGUCGGGACCUAGCAGGUGGACCUGGCGCCCCAGCCAGCGCGGACCGCAGGCGCCACGCCGGCCGCUGCACCUCACCGUUCCGCGCGGGGCAGAGCAGACCGCAGCCCCCUCGCCGCCAGGGACUCACUUCCACCACUGCCUCCGCAGGACCCAUGGGGACCAGAAGACUUUAAAGGAGUUUGGGGUUUCUGGAGCAGGGAAAUCACGGAUCCCUGCUCCUGGCCCCUUUCUCGCGCGUCAUUGAUGGGCAACCAACUGGACCGCAUCACCCACCUCAACUACAGCGAGUUGCCCACAGGGGACCCGUCUGGGAUUGAGAAGGACGAGCUACGGGUCGGAGUCGCCUACUUCUUCUCGGAUGAGGAGGAGGACCUGGACGAACGUGGCCAGCCGGACAAGUUUGGAGUGAAGGCCUCCCCAGGCUGCACCCCCUGCCCAGAGAGCCCCAGCCGCCACCACCACCACCUGCUGCACCAGCUGGUCCUUAACGAAACUCAGUUCUCAGCCUUUCGGGGCCAGGAAUGCAUCUUUUCCAAAGUGAGCGGAGGCCCCCAGGGCGCCGACCUGAGCGUCUAUGCGGUCACCGCGCUGCCGGCGCUGUGCGAGCCCGGAGACCUGCUGGAGCUGCUGUGGCUGCAGCCGGCGCCCGAGCCCCCGGCGCCCGCCCCUCACUGGGCCGUCUACGUGGGCGGCGGGCAGAUCAUCCACCUGCACCAAGGCGAGAUCCGCCAGGACAGCCUGUACGAGGCGGGCGCGGCCAACGUGGGCCGGGUGGUGAAUAGCUGGUACCGCUACCGCCCGCUGGUGGCGGAGCUGGUGGUGCAGAACGCCUGCGGCCACCUGGGCCUCAAGCGCGAGGAGAUCUGCUGGACGGACUCGGAGAGCUUCGCCGCCUGGUGCCGCUUCGGCAAGCGGGAGUUCAAGGCGGGAGGGGAGGUGCCGGCCGGGACGCAGCCCCCGCAGCAGCAGUACUAUCUCAAGGUGCACCUGGGUGACAAUAAGGUUCACACGGCCAGGUUUCACAGCCUGGAAGACCUCAUCCGUGAGAAGCGCCGCAUCGACGCCAGUGGUCGCCUGAGGGUGCUCCAGGAGCUGGCAGACCUGGUGCAUGACAAGGAGUGACCUGGGGGCACGCCUGCCUCCCGUCUCCCGCGCCCCACUUCCUUCCUAGCACCAGGGCUCCCCGGCCAAGGAUUCACCGCCCCGGUCCCCUGCGCACCCGCCCCCACCGGGGGGCGUGCCCAAGCUGCACCCGGCACCCCUCCAGCAAGUGGCAGGACUCUCAGGAACUGGCUUCGGGACUGGGACCGAAAGGGCCGCUGUGUGACGCUGGCUGAGACCCCCCAGUGGCUGCAAUCGUGUUGGGAACCCCAGCGUGCGCUUUCCCCUUGGGUUAGAAGGGGCCAAAGGAGAAUGGUCUGAGGGGAGCGGAGGCUCGGCUCCCGCGAGUUACUGCUCACAGACGAUCACCCCACCUACUAGGAAGGCACCAUCACCACCCCAAACACGCACACAAAGACCGAUCGGGAGUGAGGAGUGAUCUUUUCAGGGCGCAGUUCAGCUCCUGUCUGGAUGUGUCCCCACACUGCAGGAUUUCCAAGAAAUCGAGCCUGUCCCCUAUGCACUUGCGAAUCAUUCCACGAGAGAGCACCUCGGGACUUCGCGUUCUCCGAGGCUGCCCGGGGAUGACCCAGCCCUCCAGCCCCAGGUCUGACAUUGUAUCCCAGGCUCCGGCUAAGCUAGUGUUUGCUCCCUGCUCCUUCCACUGCGGGAAGCUUAGGCACCACCUUCCCGCACUUGCCCGACAGGCUCCCUCCCAGGCAGAAGGGCCGCCUUCCUGUCCCGGAGCUGUCCGGGAGGAUAUGGCGCAGCAGCUAAUUUGGUGAGGAGCACGCCCUGCCCCAGGCAAGGAGAAGGUGGUCCUGGUGUUUGGGAACUUGAAUUUGUGCAGAAGGGCACUUGUUCUUAACCCUAGAUUGCUCCCUCCUUGGGCUGCAUUUCAAAAAGAAUCCUAUUUUGAAAGGGGUUGGAGGAGAGGGAGGGAGAAGACAUGGCAACAUUCCAGAAACCAGCACUAUUGCAACACCCUAGCCAGUAUAUUUCGUUUGGCUUUUCCUAACAUAGAAAUCUUAGAAGGUGGGGAAAUGGGAAUAAAGUUUGAAAAGUGAGGGGGCAGUUCUCCAACUAUGUCAACAACGCUUAUCCUGUUGAUGUUUUAUUGACCAUUUUAGCAACAUGCUAAUAAAAUUUCAAAUUGAAAUUUUUAUUUUCAUGGCUUUAAUCCAUGAUAGUUUAAAUACUGGGGGCCGUGGAGAGUGGACUUAGCUACGAGCUUAGCUAGCAUUGCCUUUUCACUCUCUUUUUCUCAAAUCCUUUGAGAAUUCUGGUUUUGAAUAUGGUGGUUCUUUCUUUUUCUUCCGGCUUUAAGCGGCAGCCCUAGCCAUGGUGGAGUUGUUCAUUCAUGUGCCUGUCGUGUUGAAUCUCUCAGUGGAGGGGUUUACUGCUUUGGUGGAAGUUGCUAGCAGGUUCCAUGGUAUUUCUUUCAAACCAUUACCAUUCCACAUUUCCAUUUCUAUUUUGCUUCCUCUCUCCCUGAUCUCCUUAAAAAGAAUCAAUCAGUCUAGAGUUGUUGGCUUUCCCAUCCUUCUCUGUGGCCAGUCCCACAAUUUGUUCCUGAAUACCAGAAAGGAGCUGUAGGAUCAGGACAAACGAGUGUUUUUCCAAAAAUUAAGGCUGUUUGGAACCCCCUCCCUUGGGCAAAGAUUUACCAACUUCUCUCCCUGUGCUGCAGCCCAGCCCGAUGGACUGUGACUUCAUUCCGUGUGUGUCAGACACCCACAGCGUCCACAUCCUUUUCCAGGGAACUUGUCAAAUAAUGGUGUUAGCUAAUCAUUGCAAGCAAUUGCCUAUUGACAGCUGUGAUUUAGUUGGACAGCAGAUAUUGUGGCCAAAGCCAGUUCCUUGGCAUUUCACAAGUAAUGCAAUAAAAACUAGUCGAGGUGAGCUGAGACUGAAAAUGCCUUUUUCAUGGUCAGUUGUUCAUUUCUGUUUUGUGUUUCAGUUUUCAUCCUGGGUUCGUUCCCUGAUCUUGAAUCAAAAGGUCAGGCCAAUGGAAUAUGAACUAGAGUAUUUUUCUUAAGCCUAUUGAGUGAUUUAUUUUUUAAAAAAAUGUUUAAAUGCAUAUGCUUUUCUUUCGGCACAUACAAUGGCAAAACUUUUGUAAUGGCGAACUCACCUUUGCAUGUAUGGAGCACUGAAAGUCAUAGAUUCCCCUAACUUAUUCCUCUUUCAAAUAACAGAUGGCAGAUCACCAGCUGCGAUCCUCGAUUGUAUCUGCAAACUCCACAUUCUUGACUGUGUCCUCCUACUGUAUCUUGGUUCUCUACUGUAUUAAACACCAUCCUAAGCAAUUGCUCCAACAGGACUCCUUGACAUUUUGUCCUCCACCUGUCAUUGAGAGGAUGGGACUUCAGCAAAAGCAAUGAAUCUGCCUCUGUCACACCUAGCACUAAGAUUUACUUCCUCUGCUGACACAUAAUCUGAUAUGUUUCUUACAAAGAGGGUCACUAUAGCAGAGGGAUGGCGUAUCAGCUUUAUACUGUCCAAAACCAGACUGGCAAUAAAAAUGGUUUUGGCAGCCAAAAUAGCAUUCCUUACUAUGUUGGUCUGUUAAGAAUUGGGUUGAUGAAGAUACUCCUGUAAAUUCACAACAGUAAAACAUUGUUGCAAAGGGAAUUUGAAAGGUUUGUAGGGUUUCUUAGAUCCCUGUGGAAAGAAUCCUUGCUUAGCUGUUGGCCCAUGCUAAUAAUAGCCAGUGGCAGAAUAAUUCUAAUCACAGUGCA
Molossus molossus (Pallas's mastiff bat) is the source of this 3854-nucleotide messenger RNA. It is a transcript of the gene LRATD1, whose product is annotated as LRAT domain containing 1. The record is from RefSeq and is a predicted model, not a curated record. The coding region runs from base 256 to 1134 and encodes 292 amino acids. NCBI's taxonomy places the organism in Eukaryota, Metazoa, Chordata, Mammalia, Chiroptera, Molossidae. The transcript is spliced from 2 exons.